Molecule: messenger RNA, 533 nt
Organism: Pelodiscus sinensis (Chinese soft-shelled turtle)
Lineage: Eukaryota; Metazoa; Chordata; Testudines; Trionychidae
Source: RefSeq, a predicted model, not a curated record
AUGGUGCUGUUUAAUACUGCGGGGGAGGAAGAAACGUGGGCAAGGCCGCGGUUCAGUGGCGGAGGGCUGCCCCCCUGCCCCCUUGCUCAGGCCUUCUCCCUGCAGGAGGCGAUCCAGCUGGACGGGGAAAUCCUCUUCUCGCUGCUGCGCCGGGUGGCGCCGGCGGCUCACAAGCACCUGAGCAAGCACAAAAUCGACCCCAUCCUCUACAUGACGGAGUGGUUCAUGUGCGCCUUCUCCCGCACCCUGCCCUGGAGCUCCGUGCUGCGCGUCUGGGACAUGUUCUUCUGCGAAGGGGUGAAGAUCCUCUUCCGGGUCGGGCUGGUGCUGCUGAAACACACGCUGGGCUCCUCCGAGAAGCUGAAGUCCUGCCAGGGGCAGUAUGAGACCAUGGAGCGGCUGCGCGCGCUGAGCCCCAAGAUCAUGCAAGAGGCCUUCCUGGUGCAGGAGAUCCUAGAGCUGCCGGUGACGGAGCGGCACAUCGAGCGGGAGCACUUGCUCCAGCUGAAGAAGUGGAAGGAGACCCCCGGCGA